GCGGGCACCGCCGCUGGCCCCCGCCCCGCCGCCGAGCGCACCCGCCCGGGCACACGCACCCUGCCGCUGGACGCACCCCCCGCACUCCUCCCGCGGCUCCGCCGGGCGCCCGAGCCGGGCAGAUGCGCCGCCGCGCGUCCCCCGCUCCGGGCCCCACCGUGCUCUGCCGCGCGCCGGGGGCUCCUCUCCCGGGCCCCCCUGGGCGCCCUCCGGCUCUGGUUCCCGCCCGCUCCUUGGAAUAACCCCUGAGGCUCCAGCCGUCACCGCAAAGUUUCCCGAGGAGACCCGCCUCCCCGGCCGCUGCGCAGGCAGGCUCCCGAAUGAAAAGGAAAAUAUGCAAUGAGAGGCACUAAGGAAACCUCAGAGGAAAUCCAGGCGUCUGCAAAGAUGGGGAAGGAACGACAUUCUACUCUCGUGUGAGGUGAGGAAGCAGGCAGUGGGCGAGAAGACGGAUUCCUUUUUGGACAGACAAGACCAGGGAGUGAAGCGGGAAGAACCCAUCCUCCCUACCUCCCCAGCAAGGAAACCUCUACAAACAGGAGCAGCUAAGCAGAACUGAGGCCCUUGCCCCCCAAGCAUCUUCCCAAAGAAGGGCAUGUGGGGGCCUGACAGCUCAGCUGCAUGUGUCAGCAGCUCCAGCCCCACCAUGAACAUCUGAACUCCUCAGCAGGGUAAUGGACCCCCUCCUUCCCCCCGGAGACACAGCCUGAGUGGCAGGAAUACAGAGCCUUUGGAGAGUGGCUCCCUCUCAGCUCCGUCACGCAAGAACGCUCUCUGCACCCAGCCCAUUCUGCCAAGUGACUUAAAGGGAUUAAAAAAAAAAAAAAAAAAAAAAAAGCCUUGGUAAACAAAAAGGGGGUAAAAGCCACGCAGAGGUCUUUCAGAAGAGGUGGCGGCCUGCAGACAAAAGGGCAAGAGUUGAAAAGGGCCGUGGAGGUAGCAAGCAGCAGAGGCCACCCUGCUCAGGGCUGGGUGCCAGGCCACAGGGCAUGCCCGAUGAACAGGGAGUCGGAACCCCCUCAGGCCACCCUCGGGAGUCCUGGGGUCCAGAGGGGUCCUGUACCCCUUGCACACAGGACUCUCACUCUGCAGGGAUAAGCCACCUGCGCCUGUGGCCUAGGGUGCCAAGGAUGCUGCUGAUUGUGGCCCGCAGCCUCAUCUGAACGCCAGGAGACCAGGAGACUGAGGCACCGGAUCCCCUCUCUGUGCCCUGGGGCGCCCCAGUGCUGCCCAGUCACCCGAGGGCUGAGGUCUGCGUCCCUAGUAGUGCAAGGCCUGGUAGGACCACGGGGCAGGGAAUGUGAGUGCCAUCCGAGCUCACGGUGUCCUGAGCCGCGGCUUCGUGACUUUGGCGGGGGCCUCCGGACCAGUGACCCCAGUUGGACCCAGAAGGCUCUUGGGCUGCAGCGACAAAGGAGGUAUUCAGGCUCCAGGGCAGGUGGGGCCGGACGCCCCCAGCCAUCCACCAUGGUGGUGGCACACCCCACCGCCACUGCCACCACCACGCCCGCUGCCACUGUCACGGCCACCGUCGUGAUGACCACGGCCACCAUGGACCUGCGGGACUGGCUGUUCCUCUGCUACGGGCUCAUCGCCUUCUUGACGGAGGUCAUCGACAGCACCACCUGCCCCUCGGUGUGCCGCUGCGACAACGGCUUCAUCUACUGCAACGACCGGGGACUCACAUCCAUCCCCGCAGAUAUCCCUGAUGACGCCACCACUCUCUACCUGCAGAACAACCAGAUCAACAACGCUGGCAUCCCCCAGGACCUCAAGACCAAGGUCAACGUGCAGGUCAUCUACCUAUACGAGAAUGACCUGGAUGAGUUCCCCAUCAACCUGCCCCGCUCCCUCCGGGAGCUGCACCUGCAGGACAACAACGUGCGCACCAUCGCCAGAGACUCGCUGGCCCGCAUUCCGCUGCUGGAGAAGCUGCACCUGGAUGACAACUCCGUGUCCACCGUCAGCAUUGAGGAGGACGCCUUCGCCGACAGCAAACAGCUCAAGCUGCUCUUCCUGAGCCGGAACCACCUGAGCAGCAUUCCCUCAGGGCUGCCGCACACGCUGGAGGAGCUGCGGCUGGAUGACAACCGCAUCUCCACCAUCCCGCUGCAUGCCUUCAAGGGCCUCAACAGCCUGCGGCGCCUGGUGCUGGACGGUAACCUGCUGGCCAACCAGCGCAUCGCCGACGACACCUUCAGCCGCCUACAGAACCUCACGGAGCUCUCACUGGUGCGCAAUUCACUGGCCGCGCCACCCCUCAACCUGCCCAGCGCCCACCUGCAGAAGCUCUACCUGCAGGACAACGCCAUCAGCCACAUCCCCUACAACACGCUGGCCAAGAUGCGUGAGCUGGAGCGGCUGGACCUGUCCAACAACAACCUGACCACGCUGCCCCGCGGCCUGUUCGAUGACCUGGGGAACCUGGCCCAGCUGCUGCUCAGGAACAACCCCUGGUUCUGCGGCUGCAACCUCAUGUGGCUGCGGGACUGGGUGAAGGCACGGGCAGCCGUGGUCAACGUGCGGGGCCUCAUGUGCCAGGGCCCUGAGAAGGUCCGGGGCAUGGCCAUCAAGGACAUUACCAGCGAGAUGGACGAGUGUUUUGAGACGGGGUCGCAGGGCGGCGUGGCCAACGCAGCCGCCAAGACCACGGCCAGCAACCAUGCCUCCGCCACCACGCCCCAGGGUUCCCUGUUUACCCUCAAGGCCAAAAGGCCGGGGCUGCGCCUCCCUGACUCCAACAUUGACUACCCUAUGGCCACGGGCGAUGGCGCCAAGACCCUGGCCAUCCACGUGAAGGCCCUGACGGCAGACUCCAUCCGCAUCACGUGGAAGGCCACGCUCCCCGCCUCCUCUUUCCGGCUCAGUUGGCUGCGCCUGGGCCACAGCCCGGCUGUGGGCUCCAUCACGGAGACCUUAGUGCAGGGGGACAAGACAGAGUACCUGCUGACGGCCCUGGAGCCCAAGUCCACCUACAUCAUCUGCAUGGUCACCAUGGAGACCGGCAAUGCCUACGUAGCUGAUGAGACACCCGUGUGUGCCAAGGCAGAGACGGCCGACAGCUACGGCCCUACCACCACACUCAACCAGGAGCAGAACGCCGGCCCCAUGGCGAGCCUGCCCCUGGCGGGCAUCAUCGGCGGGGCCGUGGCUCUGGUCUUCCUCUUCCUGGUCCUGGGGGCCAUCUGCUGGUACGUGCACCAGGCUGGCGAGCUGCUGACCCGGGAGAGGGCCUACAACCGGGGCAGCAGGAAAAAGGAUGACUAUAUGGAGUCGGGGACCAAGAAAGACAACUCCAUCCUGGAAAUCCGCAGCCCUGGGCUGCAGAUGCUGCCCAUCAACCCAUACCGCGCCAAAGAGGAGUACAUGGUCCACACCAUCUUCCCCUCCAACGGCAGCAGCCUCUGCAAGGCCACACACACGAUCGGCUACGGCACCACGCGGGGCUACCGGGACGGCGGCAUCCCCGACAUAGACUACUCCUACACAUGAUGCCCGCCCACCCGGGCUGCCCCGCCUCAGCCCCAGCUGCCCUGGCGUGGCCACGUGGCUUUGCCCAGCCUGCCGCAAUCUGAGAGAGCAAGGAAGAGAAAUUCCACGGGUGACUUUCUCCCACAGAAAGCAAAGUUUGGGGAGGGCUGACGAUUUUGUAGAACACAACAGUGACAAUUUUUUUUAAAAGAAUAGAAGGCAGGAGGGGGAAUUCGACAUUGUUGAAGACAUAAUUUAUACUGAGUUAUGCCAGUUGGGGAGGGAAGGACUAAAAAUAAUAUCGCAGGAAGGGCUGGGUUGGGUUUUGUUUUGUUUUGUUUUUUCCCCCUGAACUGGAAGGAUACUACCUGUAUAACAUCUGUGGACACCUCAUGCUCUGUUCAGGGCCAUCACAAAGGAACUGCCAGGGAGAAGCAGCCAGCUCUCAAAGCUCCCCCACAGCUCUCCCGCCGCUGGCCACUCGCUGGCGACGCGAUGGAAGGUUUUCAGGCUCCUCACAAAGGAGAGAGGGAAGAAAAGAUCUUUUGCCCUGGAGAUAUGGUCCUGAAAUCUCUCCCCUGGCUUAUUCCAUACCAUUUCCCUUGCAGAUUUGCAGAAACAUGGCAUCUUUCACUGCAUUCUUUGAACAAUCACGUAGUCGAUUAAAAAAAACAAACAAACUUUUUUUUCCUAGGCUGAAGCCCUCUUCAGUUCCAUGCACCACGCUCCAUAGAAGCCCCGGCGGAAGCUGUAGCUUUCCCUGCCACCUGGAAGUGCAUCUGUCUGCCUGUCUAUCCCUGUCGCGGUGUCUCUAAGUACAGAUGGGUAGAUAGAGCCACAGGCACGGUCCUUACCGUUCUUCUCGGGUCAGUUCUCACCAUUUCCUGAACAAUAGCAUUGCGAAAGUGUUGCUUUCUCCUAGAAAUCCUUGAGUAAGUAGACCAUGUGUUGGGGAUGGGAGUGAGGUGGGGGAGGAGACUUGGUCUCUGGGGGCUACUGCUGUUCCUAAAGGCUGAGGUGUGUAUGUGGCUUAGGGAGGCGUCGCAGCUGGGGUUGCCAGUCCCAUCCUAGCUCAGCUUGGCCAGCGCUGGGCUGCUCUCCUUUCUGAUAUAGAUAAAAGCUUUAUUUGAUUCCAGUGUCCUCAUCUCCCUCCCCCACCAUGUGCAAUCACCUUAAUAGCUACUUUCUGAGCAUUUACCAUGUGCUGAAUGUUCCCUCCUAGGACGGGUAAUUAGCGCAGGGAUUUUUUUUUUUAAAUAUCAGCUGAUUAGACCUAUUGGUUUCCAUGGCUGCUCAAACAAAGCCCAGAAAAAGACAUAAAAAUUCUCGAAAAAGCCCUGGGUGAUGGCAGUCCCUCCCUGAACGUAGAAAACUCAGCUGGGCCCACCCCUGGGACUCUGUUUCUUGAGAGGGAGAGACCAGAUCUCUUUCUAAAAAUGCCAGCCUCCGAAAGGGCCCUGACUGGGGCCCUCAGAAGAGUUAAGAUUUUAUUUCCUCCCUCUGGAAUCCAUGUCGCUAUCAUUCAUUUAUCAACUGACAGUUCAGUGUGGUGAGCCAUGAGAUUAAAACGAUGAUGAAAUAACGACAGCGAAUUGGACAGGGGGGAAGAGCGGAGCCUGGGGUUCCGACGUGCCUGCGUCCCAGUACUCGGGGAGCCCGGGUCACCAUCUGUCACUGUGCCGCUUGUUCUGCGCCAAGGAAAAGGAACGUCAAAGAGGAGAUGCUGGUCCGAGGGCAGGGGGAUGAGAGGGCUGGGAGCGCCUGGUGGUGCUAUUUUCAAACGGCCUCUGCCACCGUGCGAAAAGCAAAGGCAGAAGCAGCAGCGGGGCAGGGGUUACGUUAAAAGGCCCGACCGGCACCUUCAGUGAGGA
Pongo pygmaeus (Bornean orangutan) is the source of this 5342-nucleotide messenger RNA. It is a transcript of the gene FLRT1, whose product is annotated as fibronectin leucine rich transmembrane protein 1. NCBI's taxonomy places the organism in Eukaryota, Metazoa, Chordata, Mammalia, Primates, Hominidae. Bases 1468 to 3492 code for a protein of 674 amino acids. The transcript is spliced from 4 exons. The record is from RefSeq and is a predicted model, not a curated record. Gene Ontology annotation, molecular function: protein binding.